Enterobius vermicularis (human pinworm) is the source of this 534-nucleotide messenger RNA. The record is from the annotation of a GenBank genome assembly. NCBI's taxonomy places the organism in Eukaryota, Metazoa, Nematoda, Chromadorea, Rhabditida, Oxyuridae.
AUGAUAAGAAAGGUAUACUCCUUGAGUGAGUUGACAGUUCCAGAAAUGACCGCUCUUUGCGGACUUCCUGUAAAGGUGCGGUUGAAGUCGCAUCCGCCAGUUGUAGGCAAUAUUUACACAAUUGAUCCGAUUUCGAAAUCCGUAGUUCUAAUACAGCAACUUCUCGACGGUUCAAAAAGUAUUGAGUUGGUAUUCGCACCGGAAGUGGUGGAUAUAACAUUAAUUACUGAAAAUGAGUCCUUGCCCGAUGGUUGUGUGAAAUAUGGACCGGAGGUCUUUGGUUGCUUGUCGUCGUUAUUUGUAACAACAGAACAAGAAAGUUUCUCAGCUAAAGAAGUGGAUUUAAGGAAACGGAGAUUAAUUCAUUGGUUGGAAGAAAACACUAUCGAAGUUGUUGAGCAAGAAGAUGGGACCUUGACCGUCUUUGGCUCCGUUCGGAUUUGCGAACCUUUUACCUCGCAGAAUUGUUAUUGCAGCGUCCCGCUGGUCCUGGCUCGUGUACGUAAGCUUAUCGAUGCAAUGCCUGCAGAUUAA